GGUGCGCUUCGGAGGCGGACGGACGGACGGACGCGUCAAAACUGGAAAACACCCGGAGCGCUCCUUCGUGUUUUCUGGUUCUUUUCACAUGUAACUGCGGUUUAUCUCCCUCUUUCCCACGGAAAACCAAACCUCCCCGGAAUCCGUUGCAGCCGCUGGUAAACGAUACUCUGUGAAACGGGUUAUUUUUAGUCCCCCUCCGCAGCGAUGAGUGGCUGGGAUCCGGCGAGCGGUGCUGUUCUGUGGUAAGAGACCCCCCCACCACUGCCACUACCACCCCCCACCCCCAGCACCAGCAGCACCAGGGUUCAACCACAAUGAAGUCCAGACGAGACAAGCUGAAGAUCCCCUCUCUGACUCUGGAUUUGUCACCCACUUGCCAGAGCCCCACCCUCCUGAGCCCAUGCAGCCCCUGCAGCCCCUGCAGCCCCUUACAAACCCUUCAUCCCUGGAGCUGUCGCAGCAGCAACAGGAAGAGCCUCGGUGUCGGGACGCCGUCGCCCACGUUGUCCCGGCCGCUCUCCCCUUUAUCGCUCCACACGGCUGCAAGUAGCCCACUAGACAGCCCCCGAAAUGUGUCGACCAGUGCCUGCCUCAACUUUCCGUUCGCCCGAAGUCAUUUGGCUCGAGCCGACAGAGCCGAGGGCCGGAGAUGGUCCCUGGCGUCCCUCCCCUCGUCUGGAUAUGGAACCAACCCACCCAGCUCCACCGUCUCAUCGUCCUCGUCUUCCCAGGAACGCCUUCACCAGCUUCCCUACCAGCCGACACAAGACGAGCUGCACUUCCUCUUCAAACACUUCCGCAGUACAGAUAGCAUGACGGACGAGGAUGGCCGGCCGUCCACUGUCAUACGGCCUCGGUCCCGGAGCCUCAGCCCCGGGCGAUCGAGUGUCUCCUUCGAUAAUGAGAUAGUCAUGAUGAACCAUGUUUACAGAGAGCGCUUUCCAAAGGCCACAGCCCAGAUGGAGGAGCGCUUGUUGGAGAUUGCCACCCACUGCUCUCCAGACAGCUCCCUCCCGCUGGCCGACGGGGUGCUGGGCUUCAUCCAGCACCAGUUGGUCGAACUGGUCCGAGACUGCCUGGACAAAUCCCAAAACGGCCUGGUGACUUCACGCUACUUUGCCGAGCUGCAGGAGAAACUGGAAAAGCUGCUUCAUGAGGCUUUCGAGCGCUCUGAAAGUGCGGAGGUUACCAUCAUCACUCAGCUGGUGAGGAAGAUCCUUAUCAUAAUCUCUCGGCCGGCUCGCCUCCUUGAGUGUCUGGAGUUUGACCCAGAGGAGUUUUAUCACCUCCUUGAGGCGGCAGAAGGUCACGCCAAAGUCGGACAAGGAAUCAAAACAGACAUCCCACGAUACAUCAUCAGCCAGCUGGGUUUGACACGGGACCCUUUAGAAGAAAUGGUGCAGCUUGAGCAGUACGAUACCAGCACCCCAGUGGUUUCAGCAGAACCAGAGGCUCAGGUGGAGAAUAAAGCUCCACAGACACUGACACCAACUCGGAGGAAACCUCUUGAGAGUGAUUUUGAGACUAUCAAACUUAUCAGCAAUGGGGCUUAUGGAGCUGUUUAUCUGGUUCGCCAUAAGGAGACCCGCCAACGCUUUGCUAUGAAAAAGAUAAACCGUCAGAACCUGGUCCUGAGGAACCAGAUUCAGCAGGCGUUUGUGGAGCGAGACAUCCUCACCUUUGCUGAGAAUCCAUUUGUGGUCUCCAUGUUCUGCUCUUUUGAGACCCGGCGUCAUCUGUGCAUGGUCAUGGAGUAUGUGGAAGGUGGAGAUUGUGCCAACCUGCUCAAAAACAUGGGCCCGCUGCCGGUAGAAAUGACGAGGAUGUACUUUGCUGAAACAGUCCUGGCCCUGGAGUACCUUCACAACUACGGCAUCGUGCAUCGGGAUCUCAAACCUGACAAUUUACUGAUUACAUCCAUGGGGCACAUCAAGCUGACGGACUUCGGUCUGUCUAAAAUCGGCCUGAUGAACAUGACCACCAACCUGUAUGAGGGUCACAUAGAAAAAGACACAAGAGAGUUCGUAGACAAACAGGUGUGUGGUACCCCAGAGUACAUUGCUCCAGAGGUGAUACUCCGUCAGGGCUAUGGAAAGCCGGUGGACUGGUGGGCCAUGGGCAUCAUCCUCUAUGAAUUCCUGGUGGGCUGCGUGCCGUUCUUUGGAGACACACCUGAGGAGCUUUUUGGACAAGUUGUCAGCGAUGAAAUCAUUUGGCCUGAAGGAGACGACGCCUUACCCACCGAUGCCCAGGACCUGAUCACCCGCCUGUUGAGACAGAGCGCCCUAGACCGCCUGGGAACUGGAGGAGCCUCAGAGGUCAAACAACACCCCUUCUUCCUGGGUUUGGACUGGAACGGACUUCUGCGUCAGAAAGCAGAGUUCAUCCCUCAGCUGGAGGCCGAGGACGACACCAGCUACUUCGACACUCGUUCAGAGCGCUACCACCAUCUGGCAUCCGACGAAGACGAGGAAACCAAUGAUGAAGAGUCUUCCUUGGAAAUUCGACAGUUUGCUUCCUGGUCGCAUCGUUUUAGCAAGGUUUACAGCAGCACAGAACAUCUGGCGACGCCGUCCAACCUGAGCUUCUCCUCUGAUCGCAGCCACAGUGAAGACAAGGAGGAUCGCAGCGAGGGAGGAGGACUCAGCCCAUCCCAGAGUCCAGCAGAGGGUGGCGUGGAGCGUAGGCACGCCGGACGCAUGGCCAGCCUUCGUCCUCGAGCGUCCUCCAGUUCGUCCCAGUCAGAGAGGAGUACAAGUCCUCUGGUGAUGAGCAGCACCCAUAGCCUGGAGACGAUGCCACGCUUUGCCCUGUCCACCGACGACGAAGCCGAGGUGGUUGUGUCAAACCUUCGGAGAAUCAGAAUUCGCAGCAACAGCACUGGGGCCAAACACUCGUCUCCUAAAGAUCCGGCCGGUCCUCGGCGUUUUGGGAACCAGCUGGAGACGCCAGACAGACAGAGGAUUCCCUCUGGAGGCAAGGUCCCCAAGUCGGCCUCAGUGUCAGCCCUCUCCCUCAUCAUCACCACAGACGACACGCCCGGCGGCCUCCAGCCCAGCCCCAUCUCCCCACGCUCGCUGUCCUCUAACCCCUCGUCCCGAGACUCCUCCCCCAGCCGCGACCUGUCACUCAGCCCCGGCAGCCUGAGGCCGCCCAUCAUCAUCCACACCUCAGGGAAGAAGUUCGGCUUCACCCUCCAGGCCAUCCGGGUCUACAUGGGGGACAGCGAUGUGUACACGGUGCAUCACAUGGUGUCGAGUGUGGAGGAAGGAAGCCCGGCUCACCAGGCGGGUCUGUGCACCGGAGACCUCAUCACCCAUGUGAACGGGGAGUCUGUCCAAGGCCUCGUCCACCCAGAGAUGAUAGAGCUGCUGCUGAAAAGUGGAAACAAGGUGGCGCUGCAGACCAUAGCACUGGAAAACACAUCGAUCAAAGUCGGUCCAGCUCGAAAAACCAAACACAAAGGCAAGAUGGCCCGUCGCAGCAAGAAGAGCAAGAGGAGAGAUAACUAUGACAGGCGACGCAGCAUCUUGAAGAAGCUGUCGAAGCAGAGCACGGUGAUGCACAGCAGUCGUAGUUUUUCUUCAGGCCUCCAUCACUCAGUUUCAUCCAGUGAGAGUCUUCCAGGCUCCCCGACCCACAGCCUCUCCCCUGGCCCGUCCACGCCCUGCCGCAGUCCGGCGCCCGACCACCAGGCCUUCGAGAACAACUCCCCUCAGAGCACAUCUCCGUGCUCCAGUUCUCCGAGUUCUCCGGCUGCUCACAUACGGCCCAGUUCACUCCACGGCCUCGGGUCCAAACUCAGCACGCAGCGCUACACCAAGGUGGGCCGCCGGAAGUCCACCAGCAACAUCCCACCUUCACCGCUGGCCUGCAACUCCACCUCGUCUUCCACGCAGCCCCUUUCCCCACAGCGAUCCCCCUCACCGCUGCCAAGUUUUGCCAAAACCCUCCACACCUACCACGGAAAAACCCUGUCGCCGCCCACCAUCGUUCGGCACAUAGUCCGGCCUCGUAGCGCCGAACCGCCCCGGUCUCCUCUGCUCAAGAGGGUACAGUCAGCGGAGAAGCUGUCUGGUGUGUAUCAUGGAGAAAAGAAGCCGUACGCCCCCCGCAGACACACGCUGGAAGUGCCCUUCUAUGGUGACGGGGACCUGCUGGGUGACUCUGAGGCGGAGGGCGCCUGCGGGGGCUCGUACAUUGCGGUGGACCACAGCAGGCUGGGCGGGUACAUCGGCGGCCAGAGGUUGGAGAGGUCCGAGCAGCUGGUCGUGAUGCGGAAGCUGAACCUGUCAGAGCGACGCGACUCCUUCAAGAAGCAGGAGGCGGUGCAGGAGGUGAGCUUCGACGAGCCCGAGGAAAAGACCAGCCCAUCUGUUACCACGACGACCACCCCGAGCGGAGCUCAAACGCAACCCGAGCAUCAGCCGCCGCCGCAACACCGCACGGUCUGGAUGCUGACCCGACCCCAGAGCAGCCAGGAGGUGGAGCUGGAGGUCCCGCUGGUGAGGAGGUUCACGCUGGUGCCCCAGAUCGCCGUGCAGGGGUCGACGGAGAGCGAGCAGGACGAGUGGGAGCCGUGUUCGGACGGAGACGACACAAACGAGAACCCGGAGGUCGAUGUGGACGUCGAGUCGUCACAGCAGCAGCAGUCCAGACGUGUCUGCGUUGAUGCCGGCGCUACACCGGCAGAAACCACUUCCACCGGCCCUCAUGUUGUCCCAGCAACAGAGAAGAAGGAGAGCAGGGAGGGGACGCCACAAAAAGGGCAUCAAAGAAAGUGACACAACUCCAGGUUUUAACUGUUCACAUCCGUUUAUCAGACAAAGGAUCAGAGCUGCAGGUGAACUGGACGACGUAAAGGCAUUCACACACUCGUCUGCGUCGAAAUGGGAGAAAAUUUUACUUGAAUUUUUCUAUUGUAAAUAUUCGCCUCAAGGGCAUUUCAGACUUUUGUGCUUAUUUAUUAAAAUUUGUAAACUACCAUGAGUUAGUGACAGGGAAAGAGGUAAGUUCUCAUUGGUUGAAAAGCCAAGGGUCAGCAUUUUGUAUCCAUAAAAUGUGGUUUACGUCUUUUGACUGGAUUUUUUAAAAUAAAUGUCUAUUUUUUAAAUCAAGUCUUGCGGUACACAGUAGUUUGAUAAAGCUGAGCCUGAUUGUUGUUGGACCAAAAGGUAUGAGAAGUCGUUUUAGGAGCUGAAGUUUAAGUUUUUUUUGUUUUUUUGUCAUGUUUUGUGUCAGUUCAGACCUGAACGGUGCAGCUUCCAUUGUGUGAAGUUCUUUACACAACAGGGGUGUUUGUAUUUCAUUUUGCAGGUCAUGUUUUUUUUCAGUCUACAUUUAUAUUGUGGUAUUACAUGGUGGAAAAAUCAAUGUUUUAUGUUUCUGUUACUAGUUUUUGCAGCAUGAAUUAAGAGAUCAAUCAGUGAAGAUGAAAUGGUGGACAGAGCAGCACUAUGGUGUUGAUUUUUAAUCACUGUUUUGUAUAAAAAAGGAGAACAUGAACUAAUGAGGACGAGGAUAGUGAAGGGAUUGUGUAACGUUAAUGGCAUCACCUGAAGUUCAGCCUGUUGUUAGUUUUGAAGAAUGAGUUUCGUUAGUCAUUACAAACAACAACAAGUGAUAAACACAAAGAGCUUUACAAAACAUAUUCAUAAAAUGCUAAAUAAUUAAACAGUAAAAUAUGAGAAUUAAAAUAGCACAUGAACGUAGAUCAAACCAGCAUCUGCUCACUCCUCUGGCAGUUCAUGCCAGAUAAUUGAACACUGUUUUCUUUAGAUUUCAGUCUCAAAACUCGUACAGACAGAACAGAUCCCCACCACACACCAGCUGAUACAGGGUUAAACUGUCUAAAAUAAAAUCUGGAGUCAGGCCGAG
Molecule: messenger RNA, 5880 nt
Organism: Sphaeramia orbicularis (orbiculate cardinalfish)
Lineage: Eukaryota; Metazoa; Chordata; Actinopteri; Kurtiformes; Apogonidae
Gene: mast3b
Product: microtubule associated serine/threonine kinase 3b
Exons: 28
Coding region: 318-4787 (1489 amino acids)
Biological process (GO): intracellular signal transduction; peptidyl-serine phosphorylation
Molecular function (GO): magnesium ion binding; ATP binding; protein binding
Source: RefSeq, a predicted model, not a curated record